Molecule: messenger RNA, 3120 nt
Organism: Gastrolobium bilobum
Lineage: Eukaryota; Viridiplantae; Streptophyta; Magnoliopsida; Fabales; Fabaceae
Product: protein SEMI-ROLLED LEAF 2-like
Exons: 19
Coding region: 1-3120 (1039 amino acids)
Source: RefSeq, a predicted model, not a curated record
AUGAGCGUGAUAUCUCGGAAUAUAUGGCCAGUUUGCGGAAGCUUGUGCUGCUUUUGCCCUGCGUUACGAGAGAGAUCAAGACAUCCCAUUAAGCGUUACAAGCAGUUGCUUGCUGAUAUUUUUCCUCGUACACCGGAAGAGGAACCUAAUGAUCGUAAGAUCAGCAAGUUAUGCGAGUAUGCAGCAAAAAAUCCUCUCCGCGUUCCUAAGAUAACAAGCUAUCUUGAGCAAAGGUGUUAUAGAGAGUUGAGAAGUGAGAACUACCAAUCUGUUAAAGUUGUCAUUUGCAUUUACAGGAAGUUGUUGAUUUCUUGUAAGGACCAAAUGCCUUUGUUUGCAAGUAGCUUGCUUAGCAUCAUACAAAUUCUUCUUGAUCAAACCCGGCAUGACGAAGUGCAGAUUUUAGGCUGCCAAACUCUGUUUGACUUUGUGAAUAAUCAGAGGGAUGGUACUUAUAUGUUCAAUUUGGAUGGGUUCAUUUCAAAACUUUGUAAUCUAGCUCAAGAAAUGGGAGAUGAUGUCAAAAUACAACAUUUGCAUGCUUCUAGCCUUCAAGUCCUUUCAUCAAUGGUUUGGUUCAUGGGUGAAUUCUCUCAUAUUUCAGUUGAAUUUGACAAUGUUGUUUCAGUUGUUUUGGAAAAUUAUGGGGAUGUCAAGCAAGAUUCUCAAAAUGGGAAUGCGAUGAGGCUUUAUUCUUGGAGAAUGAUAGUGAAUGACAGAGGACAACUUAACGUGCCUAUAGAGGAUGCCAUGAACCCUGGAUUUUGGUCACGAGUUUGCAUACAAAAUAUGGCAAAGUUAGCCAAGGAGGGUACAACUGUACGACGUGUUCUGGAAUCCUUGUUUCGCUAUUUUGAUAAUGCCAAUCUCUGGUCUCCAGAACAUGGGCUUGCUCUUUCUGUCUUGCUCGGCAUGCAGUCUAUAAUUGAAAAUUCUGGACAGAAUACACACUUGUUACUGUCUAUUUUAGUCAAGCACCUUGAUCACAAGAAUGUCUUAAAGAAUCCUAAUAUGCAGCUUGACAUUGUUGGUGUUAUUACCCAUCUUGCUCAACAGACAAGGGUUCAACAAUCCGUGGCUAUCAUUGGUGCAUUGAGUGAUAUGAUGAGACACCUGAGAAAGAGCAUACACUGCUCUCUUGAUGAUUCAAAUUUAGGGGAUGAAGUUAUACAAUGGAACCAAAAAUACCGAAUGGAAGUAGAUGAAUGCCUUGUACAGUUAACAAUGAAGAUUGCAGAUGCAGGUCCUGUUAUUGAUACCAUGGCUGUGUUGUUGGAAAACAUGUCCAAUAUUACAGUUAUGGCCAGAACCUUGAUUGCCGCAGUUUAUAGAACUGCUCAAAUAGUUGCUUCAAUACCAAAUUUGUCAUAUCAGAACAAGGCAUUCCCUGAGGCAUUAUUUCAUCAGUUACUCCUGGCAAUGGUCCAUGCAGACCAUGAAACCAGGGUGGGUGCACACCGCAUAUUUUCUGUUGUUCUUGUGCCAUCUUCAGUUUGUCCUCAACCUUCUUCUUCAAACCCCUCCUUGACAAAGGCAACUGAUAUUCAAAGGAUGCUCUCAAGAAAUGUCUCUGUGUUUUCUUCUUCAGCUGCACUCUUUGAGAAAUUGGAGAGGAAGCAAGAUUCCUCGCAAGAAGAUAGUCAUUCAGAUGGAAAGACCAAUGAUAACUCCAUUUUGAACAGAUUGAAGUCAAGUUAUAGUCGGACUACUAGUACAAGAAAAUCUUCUGUGACUGCCAGUGAAUCUAUAGAUAGCAGGAACUCAAAAUCUAAUAAUUCUUCUGUGAUGAAUAGAUUGAAGUCAACUUACAGCCGAGUCACUAGUGUGAAGAGGCCUCAAUUCACAGUAACUGGUGAAGAAAAUGGUACAAAUAGUUCCGAUAAACAACAGGUAUUACCCUUAAGGCUGAGUAGUCAUCAGAUUACUCUUUUGCUAUCAUCAAUCUGGGCCCAGUCUAUCUAUCCUCUGAACACGCCUGAAAAUUUUGAAGCAAUUGCUCAUACCUACAGCCUUGUCUUGCUAGUUGCUCGGAGUAAGAAUUCCUCAAGUGAGGCUCUGAUUCAAAGUUUUCAGUUGGCAUUUUCCUUGAGGAGCAUUUCUCUCAACGAAAAGGUAAAACUGCAGCCAUCACACCGCAGAUCUCUUUUUACACUAGCAACAUCCAUGAUUAUCUUCACAUCCAAAGCCUACAACAUCCUCUCUCUCAUUUCUAUCGCUAAAAUGGCACUGACAGAUAAAACAGUUGAUCCAUUCCUGCAACUGGUUAAUGACAGCAAGUUGCAAGCUGUUAAUGAUACAGUAAGGCAGCCAAGUAAAGUUUAUGGAUCGAAUGAGGAUGACGAAGAUGCUUUAAAGGCACUUUCAGCCAUAAAAUUAACUGAUAGCCAGUCAAAAGAAUCAUAUGCUACUAUGAUAGUGCAGUCUCUGGUUAAAUCAUCAAAUGAAUCAUCCAUCUUAAGAGAACGGCUGCUUAAAGAUUUUUCACCUGAUGAUGCUUGUCCAUUGGGAGUCCAGUUAUCUGUUGAGACAACAGGAAAUAUGUACCAGUCUGGACUAAAAGAUGAUAAACUUCCUGAUAUGGUUGAUAUUCCAUUGUUUACUAUUGACGAUGACAUUCUUCUGGCUUGUGGUUUGGAAAGCCAAACUAAUCCUGAUGCACAGCAGCAGCCUUCAGAAAAGCCAAACCUGCUAAGUGUUGAUGACAUUUUGGGUUCGGUUUUGGAGACAACACAUCAUGUAGGAAGGGUUUCUGUUUCAACACCUUCUAACAUGCCUUAUAAAGAAAUGGCUCUCCAUUGUGAGGCCCUUCUCGCGGGAAAGCAGGAGAAGUUGUCCACUUUCAUGGGUACCCAUCCAAUACAUGGAAAUUCAUUUAGUACUCCUGCUCUCGAUUACAACCAGGGAAAGGACGUGUCCUCAAAUUCCAAUGUUCAAAUUAGUUUGCCUAUAUUGCAGAGUGGAAAUCCGUUCUUGGAUUCAAACUUAGGCUCUGCUUCACACAACACAUUGCCUGACACUGCUCCAAGGCUUUGUGCAACAGCAUAUCAGCAUCAAGCUGCCUUCUUUCAACUGCCAGCAUCGCGUCCAUAUGAUAAUUUCUUGAAGGCUGCUGGUUGUUGA